Molecule: messenger RNA, 7588 nt
Organism: Tachyglossus aculeatus (Australian echidna)
Lineage: Eukaryota; Metazoa; Chordata; Mammalia; Monotremata; Tachyglossidae
Gene: PCDH17
Product: protocadherin 17
Exons: 5
Coding region: 14-3661 (1215 amino acids)
Biological process (GO): homophilic cell-cell adhesion
Cellular component (GO): plasma membrane
Molecular function (GO): calcium ion binding
Source: RefSeq, a predicted model, not a curated record
CCGUCCCCCCGGGAUGUACCCGUCGCUGUGGUGCUGCUUCUUGCUGUGGGCCCCGGCCCUGACGCUGAAGAACCUCAACUACUCGGUGCCGGAGGAGCAGGGCCCGGGCACGGUGAUCGGCGACAUCGGCAGGGAUGCCCGUCUGCAGCCGGCGGCGGCGGCCGUCGGGGGGGCGUCGGGCCGCGGCCGUCCGGGCAGCUACCGGGUCCUGGAGAACUCGGCCCCGCACCUGCUGGACGUGGACGGCGAGAGCGGGCUCCUGUACACCAAGCAGCGCAUCGACCGCGAGGCCCUGUGCCGCCGCAGCGCCAGGUGCCAGCUGUCCCUGGAGGUGUUCGCCCACGAGCGGGAGAUCUGCAUGAUCAAGGUGGAGAUCGAGGACGUGAACGACAACGCGCCCGCCUUCCCCUCGGAGCGGAUGGACGUGGACAUCUCGGAGAACGCGGCCCCCGGCACCCGGUUCCCCCUGAGCGGGGCCCGCGACCCCGACGCCGGCCCCAACGGGCUGCGCACCUACCGGCUCAGCCGCGACGACCGCGGCCUCUUCGGCCUCGACGUCAAGGCCCGCGGCGACGGCACCAAGUCCCCGGAGCUGGUGAUCCAGAAGGCGCUGGACCGCGAGGAGCAGAGCCGCCACACGCUGCUGCUGACGGCCCUCGACGGCGGCGACCCGCCGCGCUCGGCCACGGCGCUGAUCGACGUGAAGGUGAUCGACUCCAACGACAACAGCCCCGUGUUCGAGGCGCCGGCCUACCUGGUGGAGCUGCCGGAGGACGCGCCCCCGGGCACCGAGGUCAUCGACCUCAACGCCACGGACGCCGACGAGGGGCCCAACGGCGAGGUGGUCUACUCCUUCGGCGGCUACGCGGCCGAGCGGGCCCGGGACCUGUUCUCCAUCGACCCCAAGAGCGGGCUGAUCCGGGUCAAGGGCGGGCUGGACUACGAGGAGGGCGGGCUGGUGGAGAUCGACGUGCAGGCCCGGGACCUGGGGCCCAACCCCAUCCCGGCCCACUGCAAGGUGGCCGUCCGCCUGCUGGACCGCAACGACAACGCCCCGUCCAUCGGCUUCGUCUCGGUGCGCCAGGGGGCCCUGAGCGAGGCCGCCCCGCCGGGCACCGUCAUCGCCCUGGUGCGGGUCACCGACCGCGACUCGGGCCGCAACGGCCAGCUGCAGUGUCGCGUCCUGGGAGGUGGAGGUGGAGCAGGUGGAGCAGGUGGAGCAGGAGGAGCAGGUGGCGGAGGGGCAGGAGCGGCGGGAGGAGCGGGAGCAGCCGUCGGGGGACUAGGCCCCAACUCCGCCUCCGCCGUCCCCUUCAAGCUGGAGGAGAACUACGACAACUUCUACACCGUGGUGACGGACCGGCCCCUGGACCGCGAGGCCCAGGACGAGUACAACGUGACCAUCGUGGCCCGCGACGGCGGCUCCCCGCCGCUGGACUCGGCCAAGUCGUUCUCCGUGCGGAUCCUGGACGAGAACGACAACCCGCCGCGCUUCACCAAGGGCCUGUACGUGCUGCAGGUGCCCGAGAACAACAUCCCCGGCGAGUACCUGGGCUCCGUGCUGGCGCAGGACCCGGACCUGGGCCAGAACGGCACCGUGUCCUACUCCAUCCUGCCGUCGCGGGUGGGGGACGUGUCCAUCUACACCUACGUGUCGGUCAACCCCACCAACGGGGCCAUCUACGCGCUGCGCUCCUUCAACUACGAGCAGACCCGGGCCUUCGAGUUCGGGGUGCUGGCCAAGGACUCGGGGGCCCCGGCGCACCUGGAGAGCAACGCCACGGUGCGGGUGGCCGUGCUGGACGUCAACGACAACGCGCCCGUCAUCGUGCUGCCCGCCCUGCUCAACGACACGGCCGAGCUGCGGGUGCCCCGCCGCGCCGGCCGGGGCUACCUGGUGGCCACCGUGCGGGCCCUGGACGGCGACGGGGGCGACAGCGGCCGGCUCACCUACGAGAUCGUCGACGGCGACGACGACCGCCUGUUCCGGAUGGACGCGGACAGCGGCGAGCUGCGCACCGCCCGCCCCUUCGGGGAGGACGGGCCGGCCUCCGCCGACCUGGUGGUCAGGGUCAGCGACCACGGGCGGCCCUCCCUGUCGGCCGUGGCCCGGCUGCUCAUCCGCACCUCGUCCUCCUCCUCGUCCUCCUCCUCGUCCUCCUCCUCCUCGUCCUCGUCGGCCGCCGCCGCGGACCCCCCUCCCGAAGGGGAGCCCCGCUCCCCGGACGGCGAGCCCCGCCGCUGGGACGUGUCCCUGCCCCUCAUCGCCACCCUGGGCGCCGUGUCCCUCCUGCUCCUGGCCGCCAUGGUCACCAUCGCCGUCAAGUGCCGGCGCCAGAACAAGGACAUCCGCACCUACAACUGCCGCGUCGCCGAGUACGGACACCCGCAGAUGGGGGGCGGCGGGGGCGGCGGCGGGGGCGGCAACAAGGGCAAGAAGAAGCUCAGCAAGAACGACAUCAUGCUGGUGCCCAGCGAGGGGGAGGAGCGCGGCGCCCUCAACGUCAUGAACGUGGUCAGCGGGCCCUCCCUGCCCGCCUCGCCCAUGUACUUCGACUACCAGACCCGCCUGCCCCUCAGCUCCCCCCGCUCCGAGCUCAUGUACCUCAAACCCGCCUCCAACAGCCUCACCGUCCCGCAGGGACACGGGGGCGGCGGCGGCGGCGGCGGCGGUUGCCAUGCCAACGGCCCCGGACAGGGUACCAACGCCGCCGACACCCCCGCCACCAGGAUGUCCGUGAUUCAGACAGACAAUUUCCCCGCAGAGCCCAAUUACAUGGGCAGCAGGCAGCAGUUUGUUCAAAGUAGCUCCACAUUCAAGGACCCAGAAAGAGCUAGUUUGAGGGACAGCGGACAUGGGGACAGCGAUCAGGCUGACAGUGACCAAGACACUAACAAAGGCUCCUGCUGUGACAUGUCUGUUAGGGAGGCACUCAAGAUGAAAACUGCUUCGACUAAAAGCCAACCACUCGAACAAGAACAAGAAGAGUGUGUUAAUUGCACAGAUGAAUGCCGAGUGCUUGGUCAUUCUGACAGGUGUUGGAUGCCACAGUUUCCUAACGCCAAUCAGGCCGAAAAUGCAGACUACCGCACAAAUCUCUUUGUACCCACAGUUGAAGCUAAUGUUGAGACUGAGACUUAUGAAACUGUGAAUCCCACUGGGAAAAAGACUUUUUGUACAUUUGGAAAAGACAAGCGAGAGCACACUAUUCUCAUUGCCAAUGUUAAACCUUAUUUAAAAGCCAAACGUGCCCUGAGUCCUCUCCUCCAAGAGGUUCCCUCAGCAUCAAGCAGCCCAACCAAGACAUGCAUUGAGCCUUGCACCUCAACAAAAGGACCACUGGAUGGUUGUGAAGCAAAAUCAGGAGCUCUGGCCGAACCCAGCAGCCAGUACCUGUCCACUGACAGUCAGUACCUAUCGCCUAAUAAACAGUCGAGAGACACUCCAUUCAUCGCAUCGGAUCAGAUGGCCAGGGUCUUUGCAGAUGUACAUUCCCGAGUGAGCCGAGAUUCCAGUGAAAUGGACUCUGUUCUUGAACAGUUAGACCAUUCAAGCCGGGAUUUAGGCAGAGAGUCUGUGGAUGCAGAGGAAGUUGUGAGAGAAAUUGAUAAGCUUCUACAGGACUGCCGGGGCAGUGACCCUGUGGCUGUGAGGAAGUGAAAAAACAAAAGAAAAAAAGGAAAGCAUUGGCAUUUCCUUGCCUCUUCUGCUGAUUUAAAAACACUCUCCCCUGAUUAUAACAGUUUGACAGGGAUGAAGGAAGACCAAUGCUGCUUUAAGGCUUUUAGUGAACAUCUGAAGUGCCCACAAGUAUGUUCUUUUCACUGCUGUUUAUUUUUCACAAAUAACACUGAUUUCGUUUUGGCCAAACUUACUAGGACAGAGUCAAAUACACCCUAACAAUAGAGGAAGAGAAAGAUACGUGUUGACCUUCUGACAAUCUGUUAGGAAAGCAAAAGGAAGGAAGAAUCGAUGUACUUCUGAUCAUUGCUAAGACUGUCCUUGCUGGUUAUUGCUGACAACUGUUUACCUACAAACCCCAUGAAAAGCAGGGUUGACAAAUUUUGGUCUGUGGUGGAUUUCCAAAAGUCAUCGCAGGCUUCUACUGAAAGUCCUGAAAAGAUCUUGCAGUAGUCCAAGCUACACCAAACAUUAGCACGCAUUUGUGGUAAACAUUUCUGUAUAAAGUUCUCUGCCGUACAUUCACCUACAAACAUUCCAGACCACUAUUCAAGAACACAUAUCUUAGUCAUUAGUAACAGCCUUCAUGUCAUAGAAAAGUUAAGUGUAAAAUGAUAUAGUCCAUUUUGUCCUGCACACACAAGCUAAUUCAUUUCAUAAAAGAGAAGAAUAAAAGUUUUAAUGCCUAUUUAGCAUUUUAGUGUCCAACAAAGGUUUAAAUGAUUAUAAUAUGUUUUUAACCUUGAACUUUAACAAGUUGCUCAAAGAUAGUUACCACUGAAAGGUAAUACCCAGAAUGAAUUAACUUGAUUAUUAACACUUUCUUAUUCAUUUGUGGACACUAAAAUAGCUCAGGAAAGUGAAAAUAUCCUAGACAUACACAAAUCAUAUGACCAUUUAAAUGUGCAAAUGUAAGAAGAUUCAAUGUGUUUACAUCAAAUGACAUAUUUUUAUUGAUUUAUUGCAGAUUCAGUGCAUAUGAGCCAAAUUGUUGAGUGUAUAAGAGCUAUAUUGUGUAUUUUAUUAAAUUAAUAUAUAGUUGUGUUGCAAAAAUAUUUGGGCUUAUAUUGUAAAUGGCAAGUGUUGCCUCAGUAGCUGUCGAACUCUAUGAGUUUUGUUUUUUCCUGCUUCCUUUUCCCAAUGGAGUGUGGGAAGCAGUGCCUCAGAGCAAAGUCUCUUGUUUAAUGUAUGGUCUACCAAGUACUACAGUACAUAAGUCUGUUCAAAAUGUGUUUGAGUGAGCUGAUGGAACUGCCUGAAUUGUCAAGAUCCGUAACCAUCAGUUAAGGUUAUGUGCAAGUCCUUCUUGAAGCUUUGAUGACAAAACCCAUCUAGAUUACAAAACAUUAUACUUUAACCAAACCCAGAAACCUCCUUGUUUUUGUCAAGAAGUAUGCAGAUUCAUCUGAUAUGUAUCUCACACUUUUUAACUUAAUGAAACAUCUUUAUAGUUCAGGGUAAUAACAUAUUUUGUUUAGAAAGCAUGAAAUUGUUUCAUUCCAUGAAGGGGGCACCUUGGGUUUAUCUUUGGCUGCCUCAGUGUCUUACGUUGCUUACCCCAUUUUUUUUCCUCAUUAGUAUUAUAUGUUAUUUGAAAUGUUAGUUUACCUACUUUUUCUUGGACCUGUUUAAAAAGAACAGUUUUCUUCUUUCUUCCAAUUUUCACAGUGGCUUCUUCCCAUUUAAAAAAUUGCUUUUAGGUAUAUUCACAUUCAAAGAUAGCAAAAAUAAUAAUAGCACAUGCACAAGAAAUGGCAAAGAGAAAAUCCUUUGCAUAAUAUUUUUCCUGAGUGUUAUAAAUACCUGGCAUUUAUCAGCACCAGUAUCGCACUCAGGAAAUAUGGUGCUCAAUUAGAUUAAGGCUGUUUGUAAACCAGUACAGCAAAGUUCAGUACUUACAACUGUUGGAGAAUAUUGUGCCUUCCAUAUCGGCUACUAUGUUGGUAUAGAAAUGGUGUAUAUAUAUAUACAUAGAUAUAGAUCUAGAUCUAUAUAGAUAUAUAUACAUACACAUGCACACAUACACACUUACAUGCACACCUGCACGGAGUGAACUGAAUUCAGUUUUUCAAUUUCAAACCUCAGAGAACUCAAAUUCAAGAUAAAUUUUGAAUUUCACCUCAUUGCAAAACUGCAUUUAAAAUAAAUAAUCAUCAAAUCUCAUCAACCUUCUAAUCUUACAAUGAACUGUUUUUUUAUUCUUGGUAACAUCCCUUCCAAAGCAAUGUUCUCAGUUUUUGCCUUUAAAAUUUUAAAUUAAAAAAAAGGAACUUGUACACAUUGAACCUACCUACUCUCCAUAUUUUGGACAAUUUAUGUAUCUGAAAUGUGUUGUCUCUGUUCUACAAUGUUAUUUUGCCAGGAGACUACAGGUUGAUUGGGCUUGAUAGCUGAAAUUUGAUGGAAGAGUGGUUCUCAAUGAGUUUCGUUAGAAUUGUGUCUCUCUCAUUAAUCUCCAAUAUCCACCAUGUAAAAGCUAAGGCAGUGAUGAGUACUUAAAAUCAACUGAGAGACUAAAACUUCUUCUUAUAACAUCCUUAUAAGAUGUCAAUAAGGACAUCUUAUUAACAUGUUUAAAUCCAUUAAACAUGGAGUAACCAGUUGUACAAUUCAUCAUAUAUGUCUGAAGACAUUAAAAGAAAAUUUAAAAAUUGGUUGUGCCAAUGUAAGAGGAAUUUACCUUAUGGUUCUCUGUCACUGGUGAUUUACUAGCUUUAGCUCUUUAACAUAACUGUAUUUAGUAGUGAUUAUUUAUUUACCAGUCCGCUGUAAUUUGGUAUUCAUGACUCAUUUUUCUAGCUGAGUUGAGGGAAUCUUGCUUUUGUUCAUUGGCUGGCAUCUGCCUUUCUUUGAGACCUCUAACACUUUGCUUCUGAGGAAGCCUACUGCAAUUGUCAGCUUCACAGUUUAAAGAACAUCCUGCUACUAAAGUGAUCUGUGAUUAGUGAAAUUUGAAAGGAUUUCAUCCUAAUUGGUAACAUAAACUGUAGAGGAAUUGAGACAUAUAGAAAAGAUGUUACCUCACAUCCUCCAAAGUGCCCCAAAUAAACUCCAGUAAUUAAAUCAUUUUUGACAUUUUUAGGCAUCAUGUACUUAAAUCAAGGAUAAAAAAUUACAUUUCAUGGAAUGGAAAAUAAAUUUUCCAUAGAUGAUAUUAAAUAAUUUAAUUCAGGAGGGGAAGUUUAAAAGAUAAAACCAAAAAAAAUUUCCUAUAAUAUUCACACUCAAAAGCAAAUACUGACAUGGCAAAUCCUGCAAUUUCAAAAAAAAUGCCUUCCUACGUUUUCCUAAUGUGACUCAUCCUUAAUGUGACACACCACAAAUGAACUGGAUUUGCAGUCAGAUCAAAAAUUGACUUGUCUUGGUUUCCUCAAUUAGCACAGACCUUCAUAACUCUGACUUGCCAUUAGAGCUUGUAAAAGGUGCCCACAGACUAUGACCAUAAAACAAUCAUAUGAUUACUAGUAAUGAAGUUAGAUGCUUUAUUAGAACCAGUUUUAUAGAUGUUCCCUGCCUAAUGGAGUUGAAGUUGCUGGGGUCAACAAGUAGACUGAAGCCUGGCAUAAUAUAAACCCACCCAUUAUUGUCUGAUUAAAUUAUUUUGACAACAGGCAGCAUUUAUCAGAACAUGGAUUCAAAUGAGAGUUUUGGCUAUCAAGACUUGUUGAUUUGAAAUAUAAUUGAAUGAAACCUGAUUAAAGUCUUGGCUUUCCUGGCCCCAUUGUUUCACAGAUUGGCAAUUCACAUUUAUCCCAUUGCCCAAUAAAGUUCUAAGCUGCACCAAGUGAUUGGUGAACAAUGACAACAACAACAAAAGCAGCAUACGUUGUAUGGAUUUUCUCAACCGCUAUUGUUUAAUGGCUGUGUUUAAUGUGACCUAUCUGGAAAAUGAGGACUACAAAUAAA